GGGAACUACGACUCCCGGCAUGCUCCGAGGCCGCCGGAGUUAACCCUUCAGGGCCCGCGGCCGCCCUGCGCCCCGCCUCCGCCCCUUACCUGGACCCUGCAGGAGAUGGGUGCCCCGAUCGGCACACUGUCCUUUGGCCACUGGACAUCAUGCCUCCCAAGAAGGAUAUUCCUGUGAAGAAACCAGCAGGGCCCGCUGUCUCCAAGCCUGCUCCCAAACCAGCAGCAGUAGGGGCCCCUACAGCCAAGCCCAAGCCUGAGCCAGAGCCAGCUGUCCCUCUACCUGUGCCUCCUCCGGCCCCUCCGAAAAUCCUGGAGCCCCCCAUCGAUCUCUCCAAAAUAGUGAUCGAGUUUAACAAGGACCAGCUGGAGGAGUUCAAAGAGGCCUUUGAGCUGUAUGACCGAGUAGGGGACGGCAAGAUCCAGUUCAGCCAGUGUGGGGACGUGAUGAGGGCCCUGGGCCAGAAUCCCACCAACGCCGAGGUGCUCAGGGUCAUGGGGUACCCCAAGAGUGAUGAGCUGAAGUCCCGGCGUGUGGACUUUGAGACUUUCCUGCCCAUGCUCCAGGCAGUGGCCAAGAACCCGGACCAGGGCACAUACCAGGACUACCUGGAGGGCCUUCGGGUGUUUGACAAAGAAGGAGACGGCAAAGUCAUGGGAGCAGAGCUCAGACAUGUCCUCACCACCCUGGGAGAGAGGAUGACUGAAGACGAAGUGGAGUCUGUUCUGGCAGGACAUGAGGACAUCAAUGGCUGCAUCAACUAUGAAGCCUUCCUGAAGCACAUCCUAAGCGUCUGAGCUCUACAGAUGCUGUGGGCCGGACACCGGGCCCCCCGCAGGCGGAAGCACGUUCCUGCCACUAGGAGGCCCCCUAUUGUUUCAAAAUAAAGAGAUGGUUCCUCCCUUGG
Messenger RNA from Ceratotherium simum simum (southern white rhinoceros), 907 nucleotides. It is a transcript of the gene MYL6B, whose product is annotated as myosin light chain 6B. Gene Ontology annotation, molecular function: structural constituent of muscle; calcium ion binding. Gene Ontology annotation, cellular component: myosin II complex. Lineage: Eukaryota; Metazoa; Chordata; Mammalia; Perissodactyla; Rhinocerotidae. The record is from RefSeq and is a predicted model, not a curated record.